Pocillopora meandrina is the source of this 3804-nucleotide messenger RNA. NCBI's taxonomy places the organism in Eukaryota, Metazoa, Cnidaria, Anthozoa, Scleractinia, Pocilloporidae. The record is from the annotation of a GenBank genome assembly.
AUGGACAAGUUGUAUUCGAUCAAAGAUGGCGCCCUCGGCACUUUCGCUAACGAUAUUGACGAUCGUUUAACAAUGGCAAAUCUCAAGAACCGAAAGGCCGCCCCCGAUGAUCUUGAAGCAGAAGCAGAAAAGGCUUUUCAGCGGGCUUCUGCUCAGCAAAAUCGAAAUGAAGAUGAUGAGUUCGACCUUGAAUUUGAAAGUGCUUUCCAAAAUCUUCCGCCAAGUAAAGCUGACGCGAAGUCAGACGGUUCCAUUAAGGAGUCGGCCGUCAGUCAAGAGGUGUCUAACGGUCCUUCUCAGCUUCCCAUUAAGACAGAAGGACUGCCUAGUAGUUUGCCUUCUAGUCAAGGGUGAGAGGGAAAAUUAUUCAGCGCAAACUUAUCACGAUCAGAUACACUUACCAAUAUUUGUUUGUUUGUUUUUUUUUGAAGGCUUUUGUCAAGGGUUAGUUUAUGUAUAUUUAGCCUCCGAUGUUGAGGUUUCUGUUAACCGAUGGGUGGAUACUAAUCUUAAAUUAAUCAUUUUGUGCUUGAUAUCGCCCCAUGUGUCGUUUAAGAGCCUACAAUCUUAAUAUUUUUUCAAGGAUGGUACAGAUUCACUCUAAACAGCGUGAAAUCAAGACAUUUUGUCGGUCUUCUAGAUUAUACUAAGUGUGGAUCUUACUAAUUUUGGCGUUACGAAUCGAGUAUUUAAUCAAUGAAUCAUUAUUUUCACAACAUACGGAACAUUAUAAUUCCCUGUAAAUUCAAUUUGCUUCAAUAAGCUUUAAGUACCAAACUUCAAAACCAAUAAUAACUUGAAUGAAAAUUAUGGAAUUACUUGAAUUGGCAAAAUUUUUACCUCUGUUCAGUUAUAUUCACAUGGUGCAUGUUUUACAAGCUGUAUUUUAAAGGAGUUGUGGCCAAUCUUGUGCAUCUUGAUAAAGUUAGCCAAGGUUGUCAUGUGCAGUGCACUUUAAUCUUCUUCCUCUAAAGACAUCUUGUGAGGAGCAAAAAUAAAAAAAUUAUUCUCAGUGGGAAAAAAAAUGUUAUUUAUUGACAACAGGGAUGUAUACAGGAUUUCAUAACCACAGAUCCAGGGCAAGGUUUGGUUGCUUUAUUAUUUUCAAUUAUCUAUAUUUCUUGGCCAAGAGGGAAUCGUAUGAAUUAAAGAAUGCCCUCCCUCUAGUUUACACUCAGGCCUGUCUACUCAUUGUGAAGCCUAACUGUAUACUUUAAUUUUUACAGAUCAAGUGCAUCAGAACUGAACAGAUACUCUCCUCGCAAAGAAACUGCUAAUUAUUCUGAAAAGGAAUCAGCGUCAACCAGUCCUACCUCGGAUCAAAUGCGACCUGGUAAACGAAGACGGAGAUCGGACAAAGAUAAUAUUCCACCAGGAAUUAGGAAGCUACCUUCACCUCCAACAACACUUGAACAGGCCCAGAUGGAGUGGGACUUAGUGGAAACUGUUCAGCCAGGUACAGUACUCUGUUUGGGAAAUGUAACUUAAACCAAUGGGCCAGUAAUUUUUCAGACAGUGUUUAGCACAGAGUGGAAUAGUGAAAAUACAUGGACUGCAACACCUCCUUACUCCUGGGUUAUGAGAGGGGUAGUGUCAGACUGAUAAGGUUUUUUUUUUUGAGUCAUUGCUCCUGGUCUUCUUUUAAUUGUUCAUAAAACUGAGAUUAAAUAUUUUUAUGGUUAAACUGAAGUUGGUUCAUAAUGCAGUUUCAUGUAAUGUCAUCUAAACUGUAUUGUUAUAUUCAGCCUUGAGUGUCUGUCCACAAGUCUCACAUUGAUCUGCUGUCAGAUCAAUGUUUCUGCUGAAAAACAGGGUUUUCCAUACAUUUAAUUAUGACAUUAAAGGGUUUUAAACUCAGACAGGAGACACUUACCGGUAUGUGUUCUUGUGGUGUGCAUGUACAUACAGGUGUCAACCCAAGUUUCCAAAAUCAACUCCUUGAUCAUUAAUAUGAAUGAUACUAUCCUCCCUGCUUGUCUCCUCAGUUCAUAAAAUUUGGGCUAGCUUAUGUUUUGAUAAGGUUUUCUAAAACUGACAGCAAUUAUUGAAAUUAUAAAUUGUUCAUUGUAAAGGUCUGAACCUUGUCUCAAAAUUAUUCAUUGUGUAAAAUACAUGUGAACUUGUCUCCUCUUCAGUGUCUGUUUUGUUGAUUUAAAAGAUCUAGAAGGUUUACCGAUUAGAGCAUCUUUUCCCACCAGGUUUUUGUUCAAUAAAAUGCUCUUAAUUGAUUUCUUAAAAGGAAGUGGUCAAGCUGGUAGCCGUUCACCUCUUAUCACGUUCCAGGAUGCUAUACGUCACUUUCAAACAGCUAGUUACCUUGAACAGCAUAUGUCACACAUCAAACCAACUGUCAAGCAUCGUGGAAUGGCAGCUGUGACCCAUAAACUAUUUGGUCCACCACAAAUGAACAGCAGCCUUCACUUGGAACGGAAUCUCAUCUUUGCUCUUGCUUUGUGUAUGUUCAAAAAUGACGAAACCAUGCAUAAUCAAGUGCUACAGACUAUUUAUAAAAAAUUAACAGGCACCAAGCUUGACUGUCCUCGCUAUGGAAACCACUGGGAGCUGAUUGGUUUUCAAGGUGUGAUUAUAUUUCUAUGGAUACAUGUAAAUGAAUUAACCCUCCACACCCUGACCUCAGUUUGUAAAUUCUCUGUACUAAAGGUGAGAAGCCUCUAAUUUCUUCUUACAAUAUCACUCCUGAUUCAAACAAGAGAAGCUCUUGAUCGUCAAACAAAUUCUCCUUGUCAGUGCCUUAGGAAAUGUAUAGAAGACUGCAAGGAGAAUAUGCUUACUGAUGUUAGGGUGUGAAGGGUUAUAGAAAAAUGUGGGAUAAAUUCUUCAAUCACUCCUUGUAAAUUAGAUGUACUGUUUUUUGAACUAUUUUACAAACUAUAGAAUUAUCACAGUAACAUUUUACUACACAAUUAUAUUUUAUAGGUCUUGAUCCUGCAACAGAUCUAAGAGGUUGUGGUUUUCUGGGCCUGUUGACAACACUGUACUUAGUAACUGACCAGCGGACCCAUGCUCUGGCUUUGGAUAUCUACAAACUCUCCCAACAUGAAACACAGAACUUCCCAUUUUCUAUCAUGUCUAUAAACAUUACCAGGAUUGCUCUUCAAACUCUAAGAGAGGAGAAGCUGAAUAAGUAUGUGCCUCCCUUCCGGUCAAGCGUUUUUUAUAUGCUGUAAAUUGCGUUAUCUACGCUGAGUUACAUGCGUUACUAGGUUUUGGCUGACUGCAAUGUUAUGGGCCACGUGCACUGGGAGAUUUUAGUUUUGUGUGAGUUUGUGUGUUGAAAAAUUGCGUUUCGGUUAGGACACCUGUAAUUUGGAAAUCAGCCAGUGGUUUUAGUUCGUCAACUCGACAGAGUAAGUUCAAAUGCUUUUAUCUUGAAAAUAUUCAUAUUAUAUCGGGGGAAAAGAAGGGCAUCCUUUUUACGUUUUAUCAUUUGUAAGAGACCAACGCCAUUAUUGUGCCACUUUUGAAUGAUUCCAGCUUUUCUUUUACAGGCCAUGCAACCGCCGCCGUCAGGUUCUGAACGUUUUUGUUGAAUUCUACGCCGCUAUUUUCGUCCACGUCUACCAGGUCUGGAAACAUCAACAUAAGACUAUCAGUGACUCAGGGUUUGUGCUUAGGGAAGCAGAGAAACUCGCCAAAAAGCGACCGCGUGACCUGCAUAGAAACCUGGAACGAGCAUUAGCCGAUCGUCAGGGUUUGAUCAAAGUCGACGAAGACAACUUUUCUCCGAAGGCGAAACAGCCCGACAUACUUGAUAAGUUCGCUGGGUUUGCGAUCUACAAGUAG